This is a messenger RNA of Funneliformis geosporum, 1566 nucleotides long. NCBI's taxonomy places the organism in Eukaryota, Fungi, Glomeromycota, Glomeromycetes, Glomerales, Glomeraceae. The record is from the annotation of a GenBank genome assembly.
AUGACAACAACCGACGCUUUAAACUUAUCAGUAUCUCCCUCGCCUCCUGCUUACAGACCAAGAGAGCAUCCAGUUAGUCCAGUAGAUGUAAUACCCUCAAGAUCAUCGUCACAGGAAGGACAUUUAUUAAAUGAUUUUGAUUCUGGAAACGAAGUUCAUGGGAUUUAUAGUGACGAUAAUGGAGGUUAUAGUCUUGUCACUCCCGUUGGUUCUCCCUAUAGAAUAAAAACUCCGAAAAAUGUUCAGUCGUAUAGUCCACCCCAUAACUUUUAUCCUGAACACACAUUUGUAGGGUGUUCUUCAAUAAUUGAUUAUGAGAUAAAAGACAAACUUGGCGAGGGAACAUUUGGUGAAGUUCACAAGGGUAUUCAUAAAAAGUCUAAGAAUAUAGUUGCUUUGAAGAGAAUCUUGAUGCAUAAUGAAAAAGAAGGUAUUCCAAUUACUGCGAUCAGAGAAAUAAAGAUUCUCCGGCAACUUAGUCACACGAACGUCGUCACACUGAGUGAUAUGGCGUUUGAAUAUGGUGAUAAGGAAGAUCAGCCUUCAAUAUAUAUGGUAUUCCCUUAUAUGGACCACGAUCUAGCUGGUCUCCUAGAGAAUAAAGAUGUUCAAUUCGCUGCUUCACAAGUCAAAUGUUAUUUAAAGCAAUUACUGGAAGGAACCUUUUACCUUCAUCAAAUUGCAGAUUUUGGUCUUUCACGUCCGAUAAUAAACGACAAAUCAUUAACUGGAUGUGUGGUAACGCGGUGGUAUAGGUCACCGGAAUUAUUACUCGGUGCAAAACAUUAUUCAAUAGCAAUCGAUAUGUGCGUUUUUGGCGAAAUGUUAAGAAGGCAACCAAUACUAAUGGGACAUUCUGAUAUUCAUCAAUUAGAGAUCAUUUAUAAAUUAUGUGGAACACCAACAGCCGAAACCUUUAAGGAUUUGGGAAUUCAAGAUCAGCAGGUCGAACCUGAGAAAGAUUUGCCUCGAAAAGUGAUUUCUGAAUUUGAAAGGCAUGGAUCACAUGCAGCGGAACUAAUGGAUAAAUUACUCGUACUUGAUCCAAGACAACGAUUGACUGCAUUUCAAGCAUUAGAUCAUGAUUAUUUCUGGACAGAUCCUUUGCCUGCAGAACCCAAAGAUUUACCACAGUAUGAAUCAAGUCACGAGUAUAGUCGUCGUAAUAAACAAAAGGAGAAGAAAGAACAUAAAGUCGAGGAAAUUUCUACAAAAAUCACAUCAGCAGAAAAACGUUCCGAAAGGCAAGAACGUUUUGAACGAAAAGAUCGCAAAAAGUCAAAAAGGAUGCGAAGUCUAGAAAGACAGCGUGAUCCUCGCGAAUCUAAAAAACGUAGUCGUGUAUAUGUCACGCGAACAGACAAUCAAGAUCAAUCAAACAACAGGCGGAAUUCAGUUGACGAAAUGAAAGAUAAUUCGAAGCGUGGACGUAAUAAAGACAAAAGACGUAGCCCAGAAGGCGACGAACAAAAUGAUAAUUCUGAUGCGCACAUAAAACGUAAUCGACAACGACAUCAUCCACUUCCGGAAAAACCGAGAACUACGGCAGAUGUUGAUAAAAAAUGA